CUGAAAAACCCUUUUCUUUCGCCUUACGCCAAGGGUAAGGGGUGUGCAUAGGAGGUUGAAUUAAAUUUGCUGAAUGCUUUCUUAUUUUGAAGUACCUACUGUAAUCUGUUCCUGUAACUAUUGUCUUUUAUACGUUUGGAUACGUUCCACUGCAACAACCAACGCUCCUCAUCAAAUACAAGAUGCUUCACACAGUGACUGGACCAGGGGCUCUGGCCUUUGCUGUGCAGUUGAAGGCCUUGACUGACCAGGAAUUCAGGUACCAGCCCAAGCUGAGCGGGCUGAGGAUCAUUGAGACGGCCCAUGACAACGGCCUGAGGAUGACCGCCCGGCUCAGGGAGUACGAGGUGAAGGACCUCCUGUCUCUGACCAGGUUCUUUGGCUUCAGUGCAGAGACCUUCUCCCUGGCCGUCAACCUGCUGGAUCGCUUCGCUGUCAUGAAGAUCCAGCCGAAGCACCUGUCAUGCGUGGGCCUGUCCUGUUUCUACAUCGCUGUGAAGACCACGGAGGAGAAGAAGAAUGUCCCCAUGGCCAACGAGCUGAUCCGGAUCAGCCAGAACCGCUUCACUGUGUCUGACAUGAUGAGGAUGGAGAAGAUCAUUCUGCAGAAACUCUACUGGAAGGUCAAAGCCCCCACAGCCCUCUACUUCCUCAGGCUGUUCUACAGCCGGAUACAGGACACGCUUGAAGAUGACUGCAAGGAGAUCAUGAACGUUGAGAGACUAGAAGCACAGCUGAAAGCCUGCCAUUGCUCUUUCACUUUCUCCAAAGUCAAGCCCUCUCUGCUUGCCCUGUCCUUGUUGGCCUUGGAGCUUCAGGAGCAACAUGACCAUGAGCACAUAGACCAGCUGCUCAACACCUUCCGGUGUCUACAGCAGCAACUCACUGUCCGAGAAGGAGACCUGGUUAUCGUGACAGAGUUGGUUAUGAAGUGUCUCAUUGAGUAUUCAACCACCAGGGUCUCCAGGCCCAACAGCCAGAGGCUUCGUUGGAUCCUCUCUGGCAGAACGCAACGCACGUUGAAACACAGCUACUACAAGAUCGCCCAUAUGCCCACAAUCCCCGAGUCCGCCUACUGAACCCUGGGGCUGGGUGACCACUGAUA
Molecule: messenger RNA, 1105 nt
Organism: Oncorhynchus gorbuscha (pink salmon)
Lineage: Eukaryota; Metazoa; Chordata; Actinopteri; Salmoniformes; Salmonidae
Product: cyclin-G1-like
Biological process (GO): regulation of cyclin-dependent protein serine/threonine kinase activity; mitotic cell cycle phase transition
Cellular component (GO): nucleus; cytoplasm; cyclin-dependent protein kinase holoenzyme complex
Molecular function (GO): cyclin-dependent protein serine/threonine kinase regulator activity
Source: RefSeq, a predicted model, not a curated record